AGACUAAAUCGGAAGUAGUAAUACUGAUGCUCGCCGUAGCGUUUCCACAGCAUUCAGCAAGCACGGGUUACGCUUGAGUUUUAGUAGGCAUGGCUUCGGAUUGGCUAGGUAGUUUGGUGUCAAUCAACUGUGGACCAACACUGGGAGUCUAUCAGGGAGAAGUGUCAUCAGUGGACCAGUCCUGUCAAACCAUCUCGCUCAGACAACCUUUCCACAAUGGAGUAAGGUGCCCAGUGCCAGAGGUCACAUUCAGUGCCAUUGACAUAAAAGACCUCAAGAUAUUGGAAAUCAGAAAUGGAAAUACCCAAAACAACUCUUCCGUGUCCACCAAAACAAGCAGUGCUCCGGUUGCGGUACCAAAAGGUGAUCCUCGUAGCGUAGACAUGGUCAACUCUCCGCAACACUGCUCCAAAAGCUAUGGCGACCGCCAUCUGGAUGUCCCCAAGGGCUUCAGACGAAGACACAACUCCUGGUCAUCAAGCAGUCGAGGUGCAAACCAAGCCACCCCUAAAAAGAACGGGGUGAAAAACGGUAUCAGCCAGAUGAAGCAAAGGGACGACGAGUGCUUCGGGGACGGCAUGGACGACGGCCUGGACACAGACUUUGAUUUUGAGGGAAACCUGGCCCUUUUCGACAAAGCGGCCGUUUUCUCAGAGAUUGACACAUCGGAGCGUCGGAAUGGUGCGAGGUCACGCGGUACACCUCACGAGCAGACUCCCUCGCGCUACCGCCAUGAUGAGAACAUUAUUGAAAGCAAACCUAUCGUGUACAGACAGAUAACAGUACCGCAGCCUGGAGCCAAAGAGUACUGCACUGACUCUGGACUGGUUGUGCCCAGCAUAGCUUAUGAACUGCACAAGCGUCUGCUGUCAGUCGCGGAGCGCUAUGGCCUCACGUUGGAGCGGCGACUUGAGAUGACCGGCGUGUGCGCCAGUCAGAUGGCGCUCACGCUGCUCGGUGGGCCCAACAGGUUCACGCCAAAGAAUCUCCACCAGCGUCCCACCGUGGCUCUACUAUGCGGUCCGCAUGUGCAGGGGGCGCAGGGCAUCAGCUGCGGUCGUCACCUGGCCAAUCACGAAGUUGAGGUCGUUCUGUUUCUGCCCAACUUCGUCAAGAUGCUCGACUCAGUCACCAGCGAGCUAACUCUCUUCAGUAAGACUGUUGGCAAGCUAGUGUCAAAUAUCAAAGAUCUGCCCGAUACCCCCGUGGAUCUAAUCAUAAACUGCCUCGAUUGCCAUGAGAACACAUUCCUGAUGGAUCAGCCUUGGUACCGGGCAGCUACAGAAUGGGCCAACCAGAACCGGGCGCCAGUGCUCAGCUUGGAUCCUCCCAUUAGUGGACAGGGGCAGGCGGUGGAGGCCAAGUGGUCCCUCUCCCUUUGCCUCCCCCUUCCCUUAGGUGAGGGGGCUGGCAGAGUUUACCUGUGCGACAUAGGCGUCCCCCGCCAGGUGUUCCAGGAAGUUGGCAUCAAGUACCUCUCUCCUUUUGGGUGCAAAUUUGUCAUCCCGCUGCACUCGGCAUAACAGGAAGGAUCACUUCUUGAAGCUUUAACCAUCGUGAGAGCUUUGUAUUUCUGAGCUUCAUGUGUUUAGUCAUAGUUGCUGAGCUCUCAUUCUUUCUGGAGGACCAUCGUUGACAUUUAUUAGUUGUUCAAGACUACAUGCUUGUGGACUGGAGCGUAAACAGUUUUCAAUUCGAGAUUACGCUGAAAUAUUAACAUCUUUUAGAGGCUGCGGUAAUUAUAGAAAAGAAAACUUUCUUUAAAAUAACUAAUGUUGUCAUAAUACUGUUAUUUUGUUGGACAAUUUUGGGCUUGAACAUUGUUAUACAAACGCCAUCCAAAUCCAUGGAGUUAUUGAACAAUGUUUCUUACAUCUUUCGUCACAGACAUGUUUAACAAAACCGGCAGCUACUGACUUAAAAGGAUGAUAAUGUCUCAAUGUGACUAUUUUUUUUUUUUUGUCUGUGCAGAGGUGGACUGUGAUACAAAGUGCUACAGUAUAUUAUUUUGUGGUAUCAUCUGAAGACAGACUGAAGAUUUGCCCAUUUCAAGUUAGUUCUCCCACAGUUUAUAUGGUAGGCCACUAACUAACCAAAUAUUUUGAAUGGUAUUUGAGUAACAAAAUUAAAAGAACUCUUGAUUAGACAGUUAAAUAGAUAAUAAUUAAAAAUUUAAGAACAACCAAUCUGAGUCGAGGAUGGAUGGACAGCAAUGAAAGAUGAUUUUACUCACUUUGAGAAUGGUCGAUCGACACUUGGGAAGUGGUUUCCCUUGUUACUGAUAGUGAUUUUGAAGUCAGAGAUGAGCAUAAUGCUGUGAAAUAGAAUUCAGGUUUGGAGAGUACAUGUCAGUGCUCUGUGUUGUGCUUGAGGUCUUUGCCAGCAAAUGGGGAAAUAGUUGGUUCAUUCUGUUAUGGGACCAGCUUCACGUUGAUUAUACACAUUCUCCGCACAUUUAUAUUUUUUCAGUUACAUAUAAUUUGGAUUUUUUUUGCAUUUAGAUAUGAGCAAAAUAUUACGGGAGGAUUAAGAAGUCCUUGCUUCAUAUUUGCGUCAGCGUUGUCAUUUUUCACCCAACAUUCCAGAGGGCCGACGUGUUGCUGGCAGCGAGCCUGUUGUCAGCUAGCAUUGAUGAUUGUGAUUCUUUUUGUGUUGUUUUUUUCCUGUGCCAUUAGAGCUGGAAAUCUCACACUUAUACUGCUGUCAUUGCAGCAGUCUUAUUUGGUAAAGUUGUUCAUACUGUUUAGUUUUUCAUGUCCAGUAUCACCUUUAGUGGUUGUUUGUCCAGAAGAGAUUGCAUUUAAAAAAAAAAUCUCAUUAAAUACAUAUUGUCACUGUUUUCUAAAUUGUUAUGUCUGCAAACUGAAAUAAUUAAAUGUGUUGGCCUUA
Molecule: messenger RNA, 2889 nt
Organism: Syngnathus acus (greater pipefish)
Lineage: Eukaryota; Metazoa; Chordata; Actinopteri; Syngnathiformes; Syngnathidae
Gene: edc3
Product: enhancer of mRNA decapping 3 homolog (S. cerevisiae)
Exons: 7
Coding region: 90-1523 (477 amino acids)
Biological process (GO): P-body assembly; deadenylation-independent decapping of nuclear-transcribed mRNA
Cellular component (GO): P-body
Molecular function (GO): mRNA binding
Source: RefSeq, a predicted model, not a curated record